GCCCGAGCCGGGGGGCGCCCCUGGAGCUGCUGGGGGGAGCGGAGCUCGCCGACCUGGUGGCCUCGCUGCCCGGCUUCCUGCUGGCCGUGACCCGCGAGGGGAAGCUGGUCGGGGUCACCGACAACGUGGCGCAGCACCUGGGCCACUCCAUGGUGGAUCUGGUGGCACAAGGGGACAGCAUCUACGACCUGCUGGACCCCGCCGAUCACCCCCUGGUGCGGCACCAGCUGAGCCUGCCCGGGCCCCCCCAGGCAGAGCGCCUCUUCCGCUGCCGCUUCACCACGUCGCGCGCCUCGCGCCGCCCCAGCGCCGGCCGCAAGCUGGUGCUGCUGCGGGGGCGCUUCCAGGAGCCCCCCGGGCCCCCCGGCGCCGCGACCCCCGCCCUCUUCGUGGCCUUCUGCGCCCCCCUGGACCCCCCGCCCUGGCCCUGCCCCGACUGCCUCCUGCUGCCCGCCUUCCAGAGCCGCCACGCCCGCGACCUCCUGGGCGUCCUGGUGCACCUGGGCUACGGCCGGGCCGAGCUGCUGGGGCGCUCCUGGUACCGCCUGCUGCACCCCGAGGACCUGGGGCACGUGGCCCGCCAGCACCUGCGCCUCGCCGGCGCGGGGCCGGAGGCUCGAGGCGAGGUGGUCACUCGGCUGCAGCGCAAGGACGGCCUGGGCUGGACGUGGGUCUACGCCCGCCUGCGGCCGGAGGGGCCGGCCCUGCUCGCCCACAACUUCAUCAUCAGCGAGGCCGAGGCCUGGUGCCUGCGGCAGCAGCUGGCGGCCGAAGCCCCCCCGGGACCCCCGGAGCCGUUCGGGCCCGGCCUCGACUUCCCCGGCGGCGACCUCGGGCCCGGCCUGGACCUGGACGUGGGGCCCGGCCUGGGCGACGGCGUGGGAGCCAUCGGCCUGGCGGUCAGCGCCGGCUGCGGCCUCGGAGCCGACGUGGGCCUCGGACACGGCGCUGCGGCCGCCGCUGACCCCGGCCUGGGGCCUGGCCUCGGACACGGCCUGGCAGCCAACGCCCCGGCCACCGUUGACCCUGGACUUGGAGCCGCCAUCGGACACGGCCUUGGGGCCACCACCGCGGCCACCAUCGACCCCGACCUCGGGACCGCCAUCGGACACGGCCUUGGGGCCACCGCCGCGGCCACCGCUGACCCCGGCCUGGGAGCCGCCAUCGGACACGGCCUGGGAGCCAACGCCACGGCCGCCAUUGAUCCUGGGCGCCAUCAGGGCCAGCCUCUGGACUCGGACACAACACUGGCCUUGGACAAAACCCCGGCCUUGGACAAAACCCCGGCCUUGGACAAAACUCUGGCCUUGGACACAACGCCGGCCUUGGACAAAACCCCGGCCUUGGACAAAACUCUGGACUCGGACACAACGCCGGCCUUGGACACAACGCCGGCCUCGGACAGAACCCUGGAAUGGGACACAACUCCGGCCUUGGACACAGCUCUGGGCUCGGACAGAAUCCUGGCCUUGGACAAAAUGCCGGCCUCGGACAAAACCCUGGCCUUGUACAAAACGCUGGCCUCGGACACAACGCCGGCCUUGGACAGAGCUCCGGCCUCGGACAGAGCCCCGGCCUAG
Messenger RNA from Onychostruthus taczanowskii (white-rumped snowfinch), 1580 nucleotides. RefSeq names its product neuronal PAS domain protein 4 (gene NPAS4). The annotation marks the transcript as partial. Gene Ontology annotation, molecular function: RNA polymerase II transcription regulatory region sequence-specific DNA binding; DNA-binding transcription factor activity, RNA polymerase II-specific; protein binding. The transcript has 7 exons. The record is from RefSeq and is a predicted model, not a curated record. Gene Ontology annotation, biological process: regulation of transcription by RNA polymerase II. NCBI's taxonomy places the organism in Eukaryota, Metazoa, Chordata, Aves, Passeriformes, Passeridae.